Molecule: messenger RNA, 1793 nt
Organism: Mercenaria mercenaria
Lineage: Eukaryota; Metazoa; Mollusca; Bivalvia; Venerida; Veneridae
Product: semaphorin-5A-like
Exons: 10
Coding region: 23-1408 (461 amino acids)
Molecular function (GO): protein binding
Source: RefSeq, a predicted model, not a curated record
GCGGCAGCCAUCAGCAGACAGGAUGAUACAAUAUAGGCUUUUUAACUUUCCUUUGCUGAUAUGCUGUUUCAUACUUUCAAAUUCAAAAUACGCAGCUUCACUUGAGUGUUACAGUUGUUUCAAUAUUGAGGAUGUAAACAACUGUUCCCACACUGUUCAGUGCAGCGCCGGUCAUACAUGUUACCAAGACACAAGGACUAAUGGACAGUCUCGGAUUUAUACACUAGGAUGCAUAGACAAGCAUCAAUGCAGUACCCAUGCGAGUGUUGCCUCCGAACUGGUGGGUCGAGAUUUACAGAAACGCGAAACAGACAACUGUCAUGAAUGUUGCAGCACGGACAAUUGCAAUAAUCAGCUCUGCAAUCACCGCAAACCUACUACAUGCCUAGAUGACGUUAAAGUCGACUGCGCUUUCAUGAACACUGUGGCAAAUAUAUGUGAAGACAUCCACCAUGCAAAAACAAUUUGUCCUCGAUUUUGCGAUCUCUGCACUCUGGUUGACGGAAUGUGGUCUGAAUGGACAGCAUGGUCGACGUGUGACGUAACGUGUGAAAAUGGAACACAGACACGGACUCGAACAUGUACAAACCCUCCUCCAGCUAACGGUGGGUUAAAUUGUUCUGACAGCGCAACAGAUAUGAAAGAAUGUCACAAACAACUUUGUCCCGUGCACGGCGGAUGGACAAAGUGGUCUGACUGGGAGUCAUGCUCUGUCAGCUGUGAUACUGGAAUACAGAAACGUCAUCGUAACUGUACAAAUCCUUAUCCUUCACGGUUUGGGGAUCAUUGUUUCGGGGAUGCGGUAGAUGACCGGCUAUGUAUGCCGGGACCAUGUGCAAACGGUGGAUGGUCUCAGUGGGGUCAGUGGAGCAGCUGCAGUGUGUCAUGUGGCGGUGGAAUACGAUCCCAGACUAGGACGUGUACAAAUCCCAGACCUUCCUUAACUGGCAAAUAUUGUGAUGGCAAAAACAUGCAAAUUGCGUCUUGCAACAACAAUUUUUGCGUUCCGAACGUUGUCUUUAAUGCAUACUCUGUGACAGACCUAAGUCCCGCUGCUGGUCAGACCAUGAUAUUCAGCAGUAUUGUCGUUAACGAAGAGGGUGCCUACAGUGCUUCUACAGGAGAAUUCACAGCACCAGUGGAUGGAACUUAUUCUUUCAGCGCACAGUUAUGUUUUGCGCAUCAACAACAUUUGUAUUUUGAUAUUAAGGUUGGAGGUAGAACUUAUGCCUCUGCUCAGGGAUACGAUUAUAAUAAUUAUAAUUGCUAUCAGACUCAAACGGCAGCUAGAGUAAAGAAAAAUGAAAAGGUGAUUGUACAAUGGACGACUUCAACAUACACAAGCUCGUAUAUACAGCAGACUUCUACCUUUAGGAAUUUCUUUACAGGCAUGCUAGUUCACCUGUAACUUUGUUUGCCUAGUUAAACUACAUUCUUACUCUAUGUUCUCGAACAUAUAUGAAAAUUAUCAUGAUUUUACACUUUCACUACAUACAGGUAUGGCAACAUAUGAAAACAAUAAAAAAUACGUAUGUACAGGUAAACCUGUGUUAAACACCACCAAACAAAGACAGCAUUUUUAAAUUGUCAUAGGUUAGUCUUUACAGAAAGGGUUGACUGUAUAUGUGUUUGUAUAAAAAGUUUUGGAUAACUAUAUUUAUGCAAUUAUUUAAUGCAGGCAUAGGAGAAUCCGUUCUGCUAAUGUUGCAAGGGCUUGGACCAGAUACUUUGCUUAAUAUUUACGUAACUAGUGCUUUACUAUUUAUAUGUACAAUUUGUAUAAACAAUAAAAA